CGCGGGAUGCGUGAUGACGUUAAGGCGUUGAUUGGGAGCGAGAAGUGGAGUCUGCGCUUGCGCGACGCCGCAGUUUGGGUCAAAGUUGCUGCCGUCUGCGCCGAAGUGAGCAGUAAUUACCAUGUCAAGGUGGGAGACUUAUUACAAAAACGAGGGAGAUGAAGAAGAAGAAGAAGAAGAUGAGGGCCCUGAAGCAGGUGGAGAGUAUAAAUAUUCAGGAAGAGAUAGUUUGAUUUUCUUGGUUGACGCCUCCAAGGCCAUGUUUGAAAUUCAGGGUGAAGGUGAUGAAGAUGAAUUGACUCCCUUUGACAUGAGCAUCCAGUGCAUCCUGAGUGUGUACACCAACAAGAUCAUAAGCAGUGAUCGGGAUCUCUUGGCAGUGGUGUUCUACGGUACCGAGAAAGACAAAAAUUCAGUGAAUUUCAAAAAUAUUUACGUCUUACAAGAGUUGGACAAUCCAGGUGCCAAACGAGUGCUAGAGCUUGACCAGUUUAAGGGCCAGCAGGGAAGGAAGCAUUUCCAGGACCUAAUUGGCCAUGGAUCUGACUAUUCGCUAAAUGAAGCACUGUGGGUCUGUGCCAACCUCUUUAGUGAUGUCCAGUUCAAGCUGAGCCAUAAGAGGGUCAUGCUGUUCACCAAUGAAGACGACCCCCAUGGCAAUGACAGUGCUAAAGCCAGUCGGGCCAGGACCAAAGCUGCUGAUCUCCGUGACACAGGUAUCUUUCUUGACUUGAUGCACCUAAAGAAGCAUGGCGGCUUUGAUAUAUCCUUGUUCUACAGAGAUAUCAUCAGCUUAGCAGAGGAUGAAGACACAGGGGUUCACUUUGAGGAAUCGAGCAAACUGGAAGACCUGUUGAGGAAGAUUCGAGCCAAGGAGAACAGGAAGCGCACGCUUGGCAGGUUGAAGUUUAAGCUCAGCAAAGACAUAGCCCUCACUGUCGGCAUUUAUAAUUUGGUCCAGAAGGCUUUCAGGCCUUCACCAAUCAGGCUUUAUCGGGAAACAAACGAGCCUGUGAAAACCAAGACCCGGACAUUUAAUGUAAACAACGGCAGUUUGCUUCUGCCCAGCGACACCAAGAGGUCCCAGAGCUAUGGGAGUCGUCAGAUUGUACUAGAGAAAGAAGAAACAGAGCAGCUAAAACGGUUUGAUGAACCAGGUUUGACUCUCAUCGGUUUCAAGCCCUUGAUCAUGCUGAAGAAGCACCAUUACCUGAAGCCCUCCCUGUUUGUGUACCCCGAGGAGUCCCUGGUGAACGGGAGCACAGCCCUGUUCAGUGCUCUGCUCACGAAAUGUCUGGAGAAGGAGGUGAUGGCAGUCUGCAGAUACAUACCCCGCCACAACAGCCCACCUUAUUUUGUGAUGUUGGUGCCCCAGGACGAGGAACUGGAUGACCAGAAAAUUCAGGUGACUCCCCCAGGCUUCCAGCUUAUGUUCCUACCCUAUGCUGAUGAUAAACGGAAGGUGCCCUUUACUGAAAAAAUCUUGGCAAACCCAGAGCAGGUAGACAAGAUGAAGGCUAUUGUUCAGAAGCUCCGCUUCAGUUACAGGAGUGACAGCUUUGAGAACCCAGUGCUGCAGCAACACUUCAGGAACCUGGAGGCCUUAGCUUUGGAUUUGAUGGAGCCCGAACAAGCAGUAGAUUUGACGUUGCCGAAGGUUGAAGCAAUGGAUAAAAGACUGGGCUCCCUGGUGGAUGAGUUUAAGGAGCUGGUCUACCCACCAGAUUAUAAUCCCCAGGGAAAAACUAUCAGACGAAAACAAGAUGAUGAAGGUUCUAGAAACAAAAGGCCCAAGGUGGAGGUAUCUGAAGAGGAGCUGAAGGCCCACAUCACCAAGGGCACGCUGGGCUUAAAAUGAGUUAUCCCAGAGGGAGGAGGAGAGGAUCUCUACCACCACCAAGAAAGAAGAGCCAGGAGUGGUGUGCAUCCUUUGGACCCCAGAUCCCUGUGCUGAGAAGCUCCCGGAACCAGGAGACUGAGAGAGCUGCAACACCAAAGAUGGCAAGAAAUGGUGGCAGGAGAGGUAGGAGACUGUCAGAUGGGGCGUUACGCUUCCCAGCCCACGGAGUGAGACAGCUGAGCACCUUCAGACAGAGGGCUUACCAGCAGAGUGGGGUGCCUUGGGGGAUCCAUCAGCAGAGCUAAAAGAGCUUUGUAACACUUGCCCAAGCAGGGCAAGAGGUCGAGGGGCCAGAGAGAGGUGUACCUGGGGGCACAGGUGACAAGAGGCUGUCCUGAUGGAAAACCCGUAUCCUGAGCGUUCCUGAGCCUGAAUUGUAACCACUUACUUUCCUAAUAAACCCCGUAAUUGUAUUAUCUGUGGGUUCUGUGUGGCCACUGUAAUGAAUUACCAAACUCAGCAGAGAAAUGGAGUGUGCCACGGGAGGGACAGAUGGUGUCAGAAUUGGUAAAAAUGGUGGAGAGAGUACGUCUGAUCUUAGCUUCAUAGGAAUUGGCCUUGGGCUUUUUUUCUUGAUUCUCCUUCCCCCUUGUGAAGUUAAAGGAAGUUAGAUGCCUCCGUCACAACAUUUUUACAAAGAGAAAUGAAAGAUGAUUUCUCUUAUUUAUCAGGGGGGCUAUAGGAAGUUCAAGAUGAGGAAUGACCCUAGCUAGUACUGAAAGGGAAGAGAAGUGGAGGGUCUUUUCCUUGGGUUCUUUGUCCCCUCACUCCCCUACCCUCCAUUACUUCCCUGCUGCUUUUGCAUGCAUGUGAGGUGAUUGAAAAUACCAUGGCUUGGGUUACGCACACUUUAGUCCUCAAAGUGACAUCUUUGCUUUUUAACACUUAAAAGAGGUCUUUUGCAGAUUUGUCCAGUGCAACACAUUGUUUGAUUUCUUGACUGCUGCUUCAAUGGGCAUUGAUUGUGGAUUCAAGUAAAAUGAAAUCCUUGACAACUUCAAUCUCUUCUCCGUUUAUCGUGAUGGUGCUUAUUGGUGCAGUUAUGAGGAUUUUUGUUUUAUGCUGAGGUGUAAUCCAUACUGAAGGAUAUAUUCUUUGAUCUUCAUCAGCAAGUGCUUCAAGUCUUCCUUGCUCUCAGCAAGCAAGGUUGUGUCAUUUCAUACUGCAGGUUGUUAACGAGUCUUCUCCACUCCUGAUGCGACAUUCUUCAUACAGUCCGAGUUUCUGGAUUAUUUGUGGAGCAUACAGAUUGAGUAUGGUCAAAGGAUACAGCCCUGACACACACCUUUUCUGAUUUUAAACCACUCAGUAUCCCCUUGUUCUGUUCGAACGAUUGCCUCAUUCUAUGUACAGGUUCCGCAUGAGCACAAUUAAAUGUUCUGGAGUUUCCACUCUUCACAAUGUUAUCCAUAAUUUGUUAUGAUCCACAGUUUAAUAUGUAUGCAUAGUCAAUAAAACACAGGUAAACAUCUUCAUCUCACAUACUUUGGACGUGUUAUCAGGAGGGACCAGUCCCUGGAGAAGGACAUCAUGCUUGGUAGAGGGUCAGUGAAAAAGAUGACCCUCAGAAAGAUGGAUUGACAUAGUGGCUGCAACAAUGGUCUGAAGCAUAAUGAUUGAGAGGAUGGUACAGGACCGGGCAGUGUUUUGUUCUGUUGUACAUAGGCUUGCUAUGAAUUGGAACCAAAUCAAUGGCACCUAACAACAACAGACAUCUUUCUAGUAUUCUUUGCCUUCAGCCAAGCUCCAUCUCACAUCAGCAAUUAUAUCCGUUCCACAUCCUCUUUUGAGUCCGGCUUGAAUUUCUGGUAGUUCUCUGUCGGUAUACUGCUGCACCUGUUUUUAUCUUCACCAAAAUUUUACUUGCAUGUGGUAUUAAUGAUACUGUUUGAUAAUUUCCACAUUCUGCUGGAUUACAUUUUUUUUGGAAUGGGCACAAAUAUUGAUCUCUUCCAGUCAAGUUCGCCAGGUAGCUGUCUUCCAAAUUUCUUCACAUAGACAGGUGAGCACUGCCAGCAUUGCAUCCAUUUGUUAUAACAUCUCAAUUGGCACUCGAUAUCCCGGAGCCUUGUUUUUCCGUCAGUGCCUUCAGUGCAGCUUGGACUUCCUCCUUUAUUUCAAUUGGUUCUUUACCAUUUGGUACCUCCUGAAAUGGCUGAACGUCCACUAAUCUUUUUGGUACAGACUGUGUAUCCCUUCCGUCUUCUUUUGAUGGGUCCUGCGUCAUUCAGUAUGCCCAUCCAAGAACUCUUUGCUGUUGGUUCUGACUCAUAGCGACCCUCUAGGACAGAGUAGAUCUGCCUCAUAGGGUUUCCUAGGAGUGCCUGGUGGAUUUGAACUGGUGACUUUCCAGUUAGCAGCCAAGCUCUUAACCAUUGCACCACCAGGGCUCCAUUUUGCCCAUAGAAUCCCUCAAUAUUACAACUCGAGUCUUGACCCACCCCGAGGCACCUGGGAAGACAUGCCUGGCAAUCUGCUUGCGAAAGGGCACACCCCUGACAAUCCUGUGGAGCGAUUCCACUCUACACAUGCAAGGUUGUCGGGAGUCAGAACCAACUUGACAGCAACUAACAACAAAUACUUGAGGAGCCACAAGGACUUUUCAGCCUUUUAGUUUGAGCCCAAAGUGUCCUUGAAUAUAUUAUUACAACUUUGACUACAUUGUGCAUGAGAGCCAGUCCUACGUGGGAUUUACUCCUUUGCUCUCACAGGCAGCUGUCAGCAUGUCAGAUCAGCUGGUGGGCCCUGCCAGCACGUGGGGUUCUUCAUUGUCCUGCAGUUUUUUGACUUGACCAUAUUUAUUGCUGU
Messenger RNA from Loxodonta africana (African savanna elephant), 4708 nucleotides. It is a transcript of the gene XRCC6, whose product is annotated as X-ray repair cross complementing 6. Gene Ontology annotation, cellular component: Ku70:Ku80 complex; nucleus. The coding region runs from base 122 to 1858 and encodes 578 amino acids. Gene Ontology annotation, molecular function: telomeric repeat DNA binding; damaged DNA binding; DNA helicase activity. The record is from RefSeq and is a predicted model, not a curated record. Gene Ontology annotation, biological process: double-strand break repair via nonhomologous end joining; telomere maintenance. NCBI's taxonomy places the organism in Eukaryota, Metazoa, Chordata, Mammalia, Proboscidea, Elephantidae. The transcript is spliced from 14 exons.